UUCAAACUUCACCUGCCAAACAGAAGGGGCCUGCUGGGCUUCCGUUAUGUUAACGGAUGGGAAAGAACAGGUGAUCAAGUCCUGCGUGUCCCUCCCAGAACUCAGUGCUCAAGUCUUCUGCCACAGUUCCAACAACGUCACCAGAACGGAAUGCUGCUUCACGGAUUUCUGUAACAACAUAACCCUGCAUCUGCCGACAGGUCUGCCUCUUUUGGUUCAAAGAACAAUCGCACGGACAAUUGUACUUCAGGAAAUAGUGGGGAAAGGGAAAUUUGGUGAGGUGUGGCAUGGAAGAUGGUGUGGGGAAGACGUGGCUGUGAAAAUCUUCUCCUCCAGAGAUGAAAGAUCUUGGUUUCGUGAGGCAGAAAUUUACCAGACUGUUAUGCUGCGACAUGAAAACAUCCUUGGUUUCAUUGCUGCUGACAACAAAGAUAAUGGAACUUGGACUCAACUUUGGCUUGUGUCAGAAUAUCAUGAACAGGGAUCUUUGUAUGACUAUUUGAACAGAAACAUAGUGACAGUGUCUGGGAUGAUUAAGCUGGCACUUUCAAUAGCUAGCGGGCUGGCGCACCUGCACAUGGAGAUUCUUGGUACCCAAGGCAAGCCUGCUAUUGCUCAUCGAGAUAUAAAAUCAAAAAAUAUCUUAGUGAAAAAAUGUGAAACUUGUGCCAUAGCUGACUUAGGGCUGGCUGUGAGGCAUGAUUCAGUACUGAACGCCAUUGACAUACCUCAGAAUCCUAAAGUGGGAACCAAGAGGUACAUGGCUCCUGAAGUGCUCGAUGAGACCAUAAAUGUGAAUAUCUUUGAGUCCUUCAAACGUGCUGACAUUUACUCCAUUGGUCUGGUCUAUUGGGAAAUAGCCCGUAGGUGCUCAGUUGGAGGAAUUGUAGAAGACUACCAGUUGCCUUAUUAUGACUUGGUGCCUUCAGAUCCCUCAUUAGAGGAAAUGAGAAAAGUCGUCUGUGACCAGAAACUUCGACCAAAUAUCCCGAACCAAUGGCAGAGCUGUGAAGCACUCCGAGUCAUGGGGAGAAUAAUGCGGGAAUGUUGGUAUGCCAACGGGGCAGCUCGCCUCACUGCCCUCCGUAUUAAGAAGACGAUUUCUCAGCUUUGCACCAAGGACGACGGCAAAGCCUCGGACUGAACGUGUUCCGAAGGCCUCGCUCACAGCUUUCAUGCCCAGGUCCCUUCUCAUGUGAAUAGUUCGCCCUUUUGUUUUUCGUUCUACCUCAGAGAUCAUUCAGUGCAGUAUUUAAGUGCCCUCAGGCAGCACGAAAACCUAACUCUAAAGUUGAACAUGGGAUGAUGUUAUCUAAUCCCCAUGUUAUCUUUACACUUAUUUUAAAG
Echinops telfairi (small Madagascar hedgehog) is the source of this 1347-nucleotide messenger RNA. It is a transcript of the gene ACVR1C, whose product is annotated as activin A receptor type 1C. The transcript is spliced from 7 exons. The record is from RefSeq and is a predicted model, not a curated record. Lineage: Eukaryota; Metazoa; Chordata; Mammalia; Afrosoricida; Tenrecidae. Gene Ontology annotation, molecular function: activin receptor activity, type I; ATP binding. Gene Ontology annotation, biological process: nervous system development; cellular response to growth factor stimulus; activin receptor signaling pathway. Gene Ontology annotation, cellular component: activin receptor complex; plasma membrane. The coding region runs from base 47 to 1144 and encodes 365 amino acids.